ACUCUGCGCCUUCACCAUGGCUUACAUAGCCAAGUCCUUCUACGACCUCAGUGCUAUCAGCCUGGAUGGGGAGAAGGUAGAUUUCAAUACGUUCCGAGGCAGGGCCGUGCUGAUUGAGAAUGUGGCCUCGCUCUGAGGCACAACCACCCGGGACUUCACCCAGCUCAACGAGCUGCAAUGCCGCUUUCCCAGGCGCCUGGUGGUUCUUGGCUUCCCUUGCAACCAAUUUGGACAUCAGGAGAACUGUCAGAAUGAGGAGAUCCUGAACAGCCUCAAGUAUGUCCGCCCUGGGGGUGGAUUCCAGCCCACCUUUACCCUUGUCCAAAAGUGUGAGGUGAAUGGUCAGAACGAGCAUCCUGUCUUCGCCUACCUGAAGGACAAGCUCCCCUACCCCUAUGAUGACCCCUUAUCCCUCAUGACCGAUCCCAAGUUCAUCAUUUGGAGCCCCGUGCGCCGUUCAGAUGUGGCCUGGAACUUUGAGAAGUUCCUCAUUGGGCCGGAGGGGGAGCCCUUCCGCCGCUACAGCCGCACCUUCCCCACCAUCAACAUUGAGCCUGACAUCAAGCGCCUCCUCAAAGUUGCCAUCUAGCUGUGCAGCAUGCAGAUCUACUGCAUCCAGCCCCUGAGUCUCUCUCCUUAGGGUUCCGUGUGCCCUCAGGAGAUGCUGCUGGACCAAAGCUUUCCCUUGGGAUCAGUCCCUUUCAUUGAAGAGCCUUGCCUUUCCAGUCCACCUGUCUCCCUUCCCUCCCACAACCUUCUGGUUGGUGAUUCUAUUUGGCACUCCAAGACUUGGGUGGCUCUGGGCCUUCACAGAAUGAUGGCACCUUCCUAAAUAGUAUGGGCGGUGUCUGAGAAGUGUGAAGGGCUCAGAGCCAGCCUGCUAGAUGAGUCCAAUAAAGGGCAGGUAUGGAAA
Canis lupus familiaris (dog) is the source of this 913-nucleotide messenger RNA. It is a transcript of the gene GPX2, whose product is annotated as glutathione peroxidase 2. The record is from RefSeq and is marked validated. The transcript has 2 exons. Gene Ontology annotation, molecular function: glutathione peroxidase activity. Gene Ontology annotation, biological process: response to oxidative stress. NCBI's taxonomy places the organism in Eukaryota, Metazoa, Chordata, Mammalia, Carnivora, Canidae.